AAGCUCCGGGAAUGGCUGCUGCAGGAGGAAAUGGGGAUUUUGGCAUGCAUAGGAGUGAUAUCGCCAUUUCCAUUCUACUACUGGCUUUGGAAUUAUCCGCAGGCAUGGGUUGAUCUGUGCGGCAGAGGGCGUGACCCCUGCAGAGUUAUGGCGCUGGUCGCGCAUUUCCUCAAGGUUGUCCAAUUUGUGUCGGUGCUGUCUGUCUCCACGCUUUCGUGGCCGCCGCCUUUCUACUUCUGGCCGCUGCUAUUCAUCGGGCAGUUCCUUAAUUUCAGGGUAUUCAAGCUGCUGGGGGAAUCGGGAACAUAUUAUGGCAUACGAUUCGGGAAGAACAUUCCAUGGGUGACAGAAUUCCCCUUGGGAACAAUCAGAGAUCCUCAGUAUGUCGGAAGCAUCUUGAGUCUCCUUGCUUGCUUCCAUUGGACCCCCUUGGGGUACAUUUUGCUUUGGAUUAUCGGGUAUCUCAUCAUCAUGCAAGUCGAGGCCAAAGAAGAUCCAUCGACUCGGGCGAAACCGAUAUCGUGAGCUCAUUCAGCUGCAUGCGUAUCUUUCUGAGGCUCUUACUCAUGCUCAAAUUUUGCAUCUUCUUUUGUCUGGAAGAUCAGUUGUUCUGUAUACUUGCUAAUUUGUGAGGAUGGAAAUAAGCAGUUUCUUUGGGGGUACUUUCGUCAUUUCAGUCCUUGCUCUUAAUUUCGAUUUUCCUUUUAGCUGAAUAAAUUUGAUAACUAACUUUUGUCGGUUAGUGAUGCAUUGAUUAAUACAAAUCAUCAAAUCAGAUAUUUACACCGAUGUGUAUAUAUAUUUU
Andrographis paniculata is the source of this 805-nucleotide messenger RNA. RefSeq names its product phosphatidyl-N-methylethanolamine N-methyltransferase. Gene Ontology annotation, biological process: phosphatidylcholine biosynthetic process. NCBI's taxonomy places the organism in Eukaryota, Viridiplantae, Streptophyta, Magnoliopsida, Lamiales, Acanthaceae. Gene Ontology annotation, molecular function: S-adenosylmethionine-dependent methyltransferase activity. The transcript has 2 exons. Bases 31 to 525 code for a protein of 164 amino acids. The record is from RefSeq and is a predicted model, not a curated record.